AUGAAAAAUGGACCACCCCUGUAUUAUGGACCGACUUUCAGGGAGGAAAGAGGAGAUUCAAAAUCUGAUGAUUCCAACAACAACGACUUGCACAUUUUGAAAGAUGAAGAAUCCGUAGAUAACAUCAGCUUCCCAGAACUAUCAGUGGAAUCAAUAGCAUCUGAAGAAUUAAGAAACCCAGUUUUGAAUAAAAUCACAACAUGCGACACGAUAGAUUCGCCAAUCAGACUAGAUACAUCAGAACAAAAACCAUGCGGCUUUUCAUCACUUAAAACUGAAACAUUUGAUAAUAAUUUCAAAGAUAUACAUAGAUUGAAACGUAAGCAUGAGCUGUUGGCUCUAUCGAAGAGAACAUUAUACAGUAAACUGUACACACCAAAGCUGGAAGCGUUACAGAGACUGGUGGAGCCGGGAAAAUAUCUGAUAAACAACCAUUUUGAUUAUCAAGAUAAGAACCUAUCCACAAGUUCAUAUACAAAUUAUAAGGGUUACCUUCCAAAUAGACUGGAUUUAAAUAACUCAGAGAGUCUAACAAAAGCAGAUGAUAUCGACCCAUUAUAUACAUUUGAUUCGAGGUCAGACACAGCAUUUGCAAGCUCAAACAGAAACACAUUAUCGGAUUUGAACUCAAAUUUUGACUUCCUAGACUUUGAAAAAAUCACGAAAGAGUCUAGGGAAGUAUCCUUUGGAGACGCUGAAUCGUUUAAUAAGCCACAACUGGAUUCAUUUCAAGUUGAAACGUAUACUUUGAAUGAACACUCGCCCAGAUCGGAAUAUAAAGAUAAUUAUAAAAGUAUAACUAAAAGACAAGAAUCUGUAGAAAAAUCAGAUGUAUUAGAAAAAACAAAACAACAGACGCCAAAUAUCCUAACGUUGAAAUCGUGCGACGAAUAUGUAAAUGGAAGGAAAAAGAAAAGAGUACAAAUACCAGUAAAUGCAUAUAAAUCAACACUAUCUAGCGAUGGAUCAAUAGAUAAGUCACAUAAAAUAGUACUGAAGUUUGUAUCACACGAUUCAGAAGAUUUCGACUACGAGCCGAAAAACCUACUAGAACUUAUAGAAGAAAGACUUGAAAGUAUUGCAAAUUCAACAGAAUUGUAUGGAGACAAAAUAAUUAACCCGGAAUUUAUAAUUGAACAAUUAGAGUCACUUAGACCACCAAAUAUGGAUAGAGAAUUGUUUUUAUUGUUAUGCCUUAAGCCAAUUGGGAUGGGAUAUAAUGAAUAUUUUAAAAUUUUUAGCGAAAAUGACUUCGCAGAAUUAUUAAACCAGCUGUACAAUUUUAAUUUACUGAACACCAACGCAAUGGGAUAUGUACUUGAUGCAGAAUAUGAAAUACUAAAAGAGUUCAAUCGACUGGGAAGAAUUCACCAAAAGUUGAUCAACGAGGAUAUAAUAUACUCAAAAAUCUUGGCAACAAUGCAAGAAAACUUCAUGUCCCAAGCAGAAGAUUUACUCAAGACAACGAGACAGGAUUUGAGACUGGAAGUAGGAUACUCUCACCUUAGGUGGGGAAGAAUUAAAAAUGUACUAUCGUGGAAACCAGGAGACCCUAUACUGAGAGAGAAGGGCUUUGUACAGGACAUGGCCUCAACAAUUAAGAUGAAAACAUUACAAAGGAUGGAGCAGGCGUUUGGAACACAAAACGCAGCCUCAGCAUACUCACCAAGCUCACAAUUACCAGCAAAUGAAGCACACUAUAUCUAUUACAUUAAGACAUUGCAAAGCUUGGAGGAGACUGAACAAGAAAUGUUACAGUUACAAGUGUCUAGAGACAGAAUGCAAACGUUAUCAGAGUUUUCAGUGAUUGGACCAUACCACAAGCCAGAAAAUUCACUGCCAUGGAAGUGCAUAGGACUCUCCUGUAAUUCAGUAGUGUGGAAGAUGUAUAAUACGGUCGAGUGCACACCUAUAGUGUACAAAUUCAGAACAUUAAACGACAUUACACCAGAAGAAGCAAAAAAAUUAGGGCAUUUGUACAACUCUGUUCUGGAUAAAUUAAAAGAAUUGAAGUUGAAAGUGCCAAAGAAGAGUCAAAUUCUAUUCUCAAAUUCAGUGAAAGUCCAUAAAAACUGCGUGGUUGAGCAAAUUCAGUUCAUUAAACAUUCUCCAUUCUCACUCCUGCUUGAAAAGUCCUCUCAGUUCAAUUCAUCUGAGAGAUUGAGGCAAACACAAGUGGUAAUAAGAGAAGUGAUAAGGAUGGUCAAUUACAUGAAGGACUUGAAAUUCAUUCUUCCACUAAAGUCAAGUAGAAUUUACUUCAAUAAUGGAGGAGUUAUACUAUCAGGAGGAUCGCUUCUCGGAACCUGGGGAGUUUCACUCCUUAAAAAACACUCUGUACAAACUAUCGCAACUCUUCUAUGGGGGAAGAACAUUGAAUGGUAUUUUCAUUUUAAUGGAUCUCUGUACCUACCACCAGAGUCUGAAGGAGAUCCAUCCUACACACAAGACCCUUUAAUGGUCUCGAAAGCACACACUUGGAUGAUAGGUAAAUUGUUAUAUGAGUCAAUUUGCUUGUCAACAACGAACAAAAAUGAACUGGACUACUCUAAAAUUGAACUCUGUGAACACGAAGAUACAAAAGAAUUUAUGAAGAUAUGUCUGGAGCAGAACCCAGAUAAUAGACCAACAAUAGAAGCAUUAAUGGCAUUGCCAUAUCUCAAAAAGGUCAAAUUGAAUUAUGGAACUUUCGUUCCUAUGGAUGUACCCAAGGUCAGAUGUGCAGUGGAAUUCCUGGGAGAUAUAGAGACGAUUGUGCUGAAUAAAAUGAGAAAAACUGAAAAGGGAGUAGCAGAUUACGAACAAUACGACGAAGGCGAGAUCAAGUUCGUAGAAAGUAACGGUUAG
Theileria annulata is the source of this 2847-nucleotide messenger RNA. RefSeq lists its product as uncharacterized. NCBI's taxonomy places the organism in Eukaryota, Apicomplexa, Aconoidasida, Piroplasmida, Theileriidae. The record is from RefSeq and is a predicted model, not a curated record.